ACACCAUCGGAGACAUAAGGGGUCCAGACUACAAAGCUACCCCAUAUUUCACAUCGCGCGCAACUGUCGAAGGAUCAAAUCAUCAGUGUCAGUCCCUUCCUUGGGCCAAAAGUCUAGACUCAUUGACCUCGGUCGCAUUUCUUGUUUGAUUUGUUUAUUUCCUUGGCAAUUCGCCCAACAGACUUCACACCUCUCCACCGACGCAGACGGCGCUACCGAUUGUUUACUACAGAACAAGUCCUUCGUAAAAUGAAAAGGGCAUAAGCAAAAGCCACGGUCGAGAACGCUACGGAUCCAUUACCACUCAACAGGCGUUUAUCUUUACCCCAGAGAAUCGAACCGCGGAAUGGGUAACAAGGCUUCACCGGCGGAGCUAAAGACCCGCAAGAGAGAAGACUAUCGUUUCUUCCUUGACUACCGCACGCGAUGGAACGACAAUGAUAUGUAUGACCACAUGAACAAUUCCGUUUACAACUUUUUAUUCGACUCCAUCAUCAACGCAUACCUCAUUGAGAAUUGUGGUCUCCAUCCUCCUACAGCACCACAGUUUGGCAUGUGCGUGCACACCCACACAGACUAUUUCUCGUCUAUCGCGUACCCUGCCGUCGCGGAGCUUGCCCUACGUGUCAACAAGCUAGGUAAAUCUAGCGUCACGUACGAGACUGCGCUCUUUGAGAAGGGCAAGGAAGAGGUGAAGGCGGUAGGAGAGUUUAUACAGGUGUAUGUUGAUCGUGAGACGAAUAGACCGCUAAAGGAUGGUAUGGCUUCAACGCUUCGUGAGAAGCUGCAGGAGCUGGUCGUUGAUGACGAUGCAAUUAAAGCAAAGGCUAAGCUUUAAGGAUAUAUGUAAGCAUAAGUACAGUCAAGGGGAGGCAAGAAAACUUGGGACCUCUUAUCUAAGUGAUAAAAAAGCGUAGGUAAACUUAGUAUAUUUUAUUAGGACUUUAGACCAGUUUAUUUUAGCACCCUGAUUCAAC
This is a messenger RNA of Fusarium oxysporum Fo47, 977 nucleotides long. Its product is annotated as HotDog domain-containing protein. The record is from RefSeq and is a predicted model, not a curated record. Gene Ontology annotation, molecular function: fatty acyl-CoA hydrolase activity. The coding region runs from base 347 to 838 and encodes 163 amino acids. The transcript is spliced from 3 exons. Gene Ontology annotation, cellular component: mitochondrion. Lineage: Eukaryota; Fungi; Ascomycota; Sordariomycetes; Hypocreales; Nectriaceae.